AUGGUCGGGGAAAUGGAAACGAAGGAGAAGCCCAAGCCGACCCCAGAUUACCUGAUGCAGCUGAUGAACGACAAGAAGCUUAUGAGCAGCCUGCCCAACUUCUGUGGGAUCUUCAACCACCUCGAGCGGCUGCUGGACGAAGCACUUGAGGGUGUAUUUUUGACCUUAGAAAUUAGCAGAGUACGCAAAGACAUGUAUAAUGACACGUUAAAUGGGAGUACAGAGAAAAGGAGUGCAGAGCUCCCUGAUGCUGUGGGACCUAUUGUUCAGUUACAAGAGAAACUCUACGUGCCUGUAAAAGAAUACCCCGAUUUUAACUUUGUUGGAAGAAUCCUUGGGCCCAGAGGACUAACAGCUAAACAACUUGAGGCAGAAACAGGAUGCAAAAUAAUGGUCCGAGGCAAAGGAUCAAUGAGGGAUAAGAAGAAGGAGGAACAAAACAGAGGCAAACCCAAUUGGGAGCACCUAAAUGAAGAUUUACAUGUACUAAUCACUGUGGAAGAUGCUCAGAAUAGAGCAGAAAUCAAACUUAAGAGAGCUGUUGAAGAAGUAAAAAAAUUAUUGGUACCUGCAGCAGAAGGGGAAGACAGCCUUAAGAAGAUGCAGCUGAUGGAACUUGCAAUUCUGAAUGGCACCUACAGAGAUGCCAACAUUAAAUCACCAGCCCUUGCCUUUUCUCUUGCAGCAACAGCCCAGGCUCCAAGGAUUAUUACUGGGCCUGCGCCUGUUCUCCCACCAGCUGCCCUGCGUACUCCUACGCCAGCUGGCCCUACCAUAAUGCCUUUGAUCAGACAAAUACAGACCGCUGUCAUGCCAAACGGAACUCCUCACCCAACUGCUGCAAUAGUUCCUCCAGGACCUGAGGCUGGUUUAAUUUACACACCCUACGAGUACCCUUACACACUGGCACCAGCUACAUCAAUCCUUGAGUAUCCUAUUGAACCUAGUGGUGUAUUAGAGUGGAUUGAAAUGCCAGUCAUGCCUGAUAUUUCAGCCCAUUGACUUGCUGGAUGAAGGACUAGAAUACAGCAGCCGUUAUAACACGACCAGUCAAUGUGGAACAAACUCUUUGAAUGCAACCAUUUUGUUUUACCAAACAUAAUCUGAAUAAUUUUUCUUGGUAUUUUUUUGUUUUUGUUUUUCUUGAAUUGUAUAUGACUAUGGUGCUGCAUGCAUGCUGUUGAUUAAUAGGAAUUUGAUCUUUAAAGGUUUUUUUUUCCAGCAUUAGUAUUGAUUGCAAAAUUCUGAAAGUCUAAUGAUCACUGGACACUUAAGAUUCAGUCAUUAGCUUGUUAUAAAGACAAAUUGCUAAAUAUGUGAAGACAAGAUGCUCUGUAUGUUAUCUGUGUGUACGUGCACAAAUGUGCCUUUUGUUUUAAAAAACUUUUUUUUAUUGUACGUAUGUUUUCAAUUCAUUACUAAAUCAUUGUAUAAAAUAACUUACUGGUCAUAAUCACACCACAGAGCUGUUCAUAAGAGGCUUAUUUCUAUUGCAAAUUUCUUGAAGCAUUUUUUAAAAUAACAUGUAACAUUUUUUAACCCAUUUAAAGUUAUUCUUUUUCAUUAAUAUCUUGCCCUAUAAUUCCAUGCAUGCUCUUUUUCUACCCAGAACUCCUCUCUGCUGGCACCCACAGCAUCUGUUAAUUUAAAAACAAAACAAAACAAAAAAAACUUUUCUCAUUGUGGGCUUUCCUGCAGGAGUGUAGCUCUUAGACACCCACUAUUGUUCUAGCAGUUGAGAAAGAUAGGCAUGAUUCGUUCAUGUAGAGUCUACUUUUAUGUGACUAGAUCAUCUAAAGUAAAGAAUUAUAACAAAAUUAUUUUACUGCUUAGAAAUAGCAAAGGAAGGGUAGUAAAUACAAUUUCUAAUUUAGAGCAAAUUAGGUUGUAUUCUUUGGGAAUUAGAUUGGGAUUGGAGUUUGUUUUGGCUUUUUUUUUUAUUAUUUCAAAUAAAACUGAAACAAGUUGCUCAUUUUAUUAUUCUCACUUGAUUGGCAUAUACAAGUAAAUGAAAACUCUCAACAUAGUUAAUAUGGAAUUACUUGUUUUAGUUCAUACUUUGCCAUCUAAGCAGUAAAACACAUUGGAGGGAACCAGUAAACUUUUAAAUUAUUGCUGAGUUUUAACCUAUAUGCACACAGAUAACAUGCAUGUAUAUCAAUUUUUGCGUUAAAAUACUUCAAAAGUAAGCAGUGCCCUUCAAAACAGAUGCAGACAUGUGUGUUGGUGGUAGUGAGGAGAUUGGUAGUAGCAUCGCAUCAGAUCUUCAUUGAUGACUAAUUUUUAAUUCCCUUCCUUUUAUCUUUAGGUAUGGCUUUCCCAACGAAAGGCUAAGAAAUUCAAGAACGGUCUUAACUGAACCCUCAUCAGAUCUGAAUUUAACAAAUGCUUAGUUUCAGCAGCCUUGGAAAAAAAAAAAAAAGCUUAGCCUAGCAGUCAGUGACUUACUUGCACUUUUUGCACAUAGAUAUAAAAUAAAAUUAUGCUAAUUAAUUUGGUUUAGUCUGUACUCUGAAAAAGUAGUUGUAAUUUAUAAAGGAGUGUAUAGUAGUAAACUGACUGCUAAGUGUUCUAUACUGUUUGCUUUACUAAUCACCUAAUUCAUUGCAGUUCAUACUUAUUGACUCAAAGUUUAAAACCACAACCUAUAGGCUUUAAGAGUUGCUUUUAAACUUUUCUAAAUGGUAGAAACUGGAAGUGGUCUUAAGGAUAGCAUAUAAUUGUCAGUAUUAAAUAUGGCAUUAUUUAAUUAGUCCUGCUCCAAGAAAGGCACUUCAGUGAAUAUGUGACUAGUAAAGCUUAAAUGUGCUUGGGUCUAAUAGAUUUCAUGAAAUACUGUAAUUUGGGAAUCACAAAUGAAUGGAUAAAACAGGUUAAGGCCAGAAUGUUUGAAAUGAAUGCAAUAUUAGUAUACACAGAUAUAUUCUACAUAUUAUGAUUAAGUUUAAAACUACUGUGCCUUAAUUUGUUUCUUUCUUUCCUAAAAUGAAUUUUUGUAGUAAAUGAAAAUCCUUUUUGAUAAACCUGCUGUUACAAUGUUUGUUUUGGGGUUGAUGGGUGUUUUGUUUUGUUUUUCCAUUUUGGGUUGUGUUUUAUUUUUGGUGGUGUUUUUUUUGUUUGUUUGUUUUACCUUUUUUUUUUUAAUGAAUGUCUUCUAACUUUGUCUUGGUAAUUGCAAUUUAACUAGGUGCGGUGGCUACUAAGGUUCGAAGGCACGAUAUGCGUGUCCAUCCUUACCAAAGGAUUGUGACCGCAGACCGAGGUUAGUUUAGUUAUGCAGUUCUUGUGUAUAAGAAAUGCGUUGGAUAUACAUGAAAUUUGCAACACCAUGCCUAUCAGAGAAGUGUUUUGAUUUUUUGUUUUGGGGUGUUUUGUUUUUAUUUUUUUGGCACACUUCUGCUUUCCCCACAAAUCUAAAAUAAUUUGUAGUGUUAAAAGACAUUUAUUUUAAAACAUGUUUUGGCUCUUCCCAUCUUUAAACAUACUGAAUCAUGUAAGAAUAUCUAAUGUGAAGUGAUUUCUAAUAUCUAGCAAUAUACAAAUAAAUCAUUAGUUGGAGCUGUUAAAAUUUAAAUGCUCCCAUUUAUUUGUAAGCACAUACAUCAUUUUUUUUAAUUACCAUUUAAUUGACUCAAGUAUCUAUCUGUGUGGUGUUGCAAAAUAAAAGUGGUUGAAUGGGUACUUUAAUGAGCGAAGAGGUAAAGGAUCUUAUUCCUUACAAGUAUUUUUGGAGAAAACUGAAGAUUUAGUUUCCAUUUUCCCUUUGCAAUAAAAAAUGUUCGAACCACUGCAUAACUAUGAGGAAGUGCUUGUUGAGUACCUAACUGAAGUCAGCAAAGUAAGGACUGUGAAGAUAGUACUAAACAAGGUAGUGGGAUUUAUAUGAAUCAGUAAAAGCUGUUUUCUUUUACUUUUUCAUUCUCUUGCUAAAAUGGAACCUUUGAUACCUGUCAUUUGCUGCUAAAACACAUUAUCUGAAGGUAAAAUACUUUUAAAGAACUUUUGAAGUUCUGCAGUGAAAUUAGAUCUAGUUAUUUGGAUAUCCCUGAUGGCUAAACUUUGGAAAAUAAGUCUUCAUUUUUCUCCUUUUCAUCAUUAUAAGUUGCCACCUUAUGGUACCUUGGACCCUUGCAUGAAUUAUAAAGUUUAUUGAGAAGUGAUUUUUUCGGUUUAUUGACAUUGAACUGUGUUCUCAGGCUUUCUCACUACAAAAUAGGAUUCCCAAACAAGGUAGCAAAACAUUUUCUUCAAGCUUUUCUGAGGGCACAUUUGCUGCCUAACAGUUGAGUUGGUAAAAAAGUCUUUCUUAUCAGUGGCAAACAGGAACAGGGCCUACAUUCCAACCUUAUCAUCUAUGAACUUAUGAAGACCUACCUGCCUUACAUGGUCACCAUACAUUCUCUAAUGUAUUCCACUAACUUGGACAGAGCCAUUGUCCACACCAGAAAAUAGUAUGGUUUUCCAAAGAUAAAUGGUAAUAAUAUUUAUUUAGCCUCUUAUGUUUAAAAAAAGGGCCUUGUAUACAAGUUACAUAUAAUCAUGUCAUAAAGGAAUGCAACAAGAUCUCAGUAAUGAAAUGUCCAUCCAUGAAGAUAACCAGAGGUCAUUUUCCUAUAAAGUGUGUAAUAAUUUGUUUUAAAAACCAUGCACACAUGUCUACUUACAUCAAAACAAGGCCUUCUGUGGAAAAACAAAAGUGUGACCUUUAUUUUUCUCUUCAAGGAAAAUAGAUAGUUUGACUGUUUUGGAGCUUUAUUGUUAUUAUUGUUAGCAAACUUUUCGUGUAGGGUAUUAAAUGUUUUAAAAUAGUUUUUCAACUGUAAGAACACUAUUCCCCUGUAUGCCCUCAAAUUUUUUUCUUACACUUGUGUUUUAAAACAAUAAAUACUGGCAUACAUGAUAUUCCUGUACCUUGAGAUGGUUAAUGAGCAUAUUUAAAGGAAAAUUACAGUGUUAUCUGGGAAUUGUCAACACAUUCCAUGUAUAGCUGUUUUGUAAUUAUGUAUGUGUUGAUUAGUUUUGUUACUCAUUUAAUUAAAAAUGCAAUGUCAGCAAACCGAAAUAUUAAUUUUUAAUAACAGUACUUGUAAACCACUGUUGUGUCACUAUAAACAUGUCAGUCUCAUUGGGUCUAAGGAUUAUAACUAAAAUAACUCAAAUUUAUUUUAUGAUACUACUGUACUCUGGGGGGUGUUGGGGGUGAUAUUGUUCUUUUGUUUUUAAUCCAAUGUAUAGGUUUAGAGAGAUAGUAUAACCAUUACAUAUGAUACAAAGAAACUCAGUCAUUGGACAUGUCAAACUGUAUUAUCCUUUUCAAGUAUGCUGUUUAGAAUUGGUGGAGGUUUGACAAGUACAAAUACAAUUUUACUAAGAAUAAGGCCCAACCAUGAACAAAACAAAACUGAAUUUGAUUCCUAUAACAGGCCGACUGACUUUUAAUUGUAAUGCAUUGUAAAUGGUGUUGCACACUUGAUGAACCUGUGUGUACUGUAGAAGGUCAGGGACUUGGCAGAGGAUAUAUCCCAGGUGUACUGGUAUCAUUAAUUGGUAGCUUGCUUUGAUUAUAUAUUCCACAAAAAAUAAUGCCAAGAAAUUUUCUGAUGUUUUUACAGAAAUCGUCAUUUAAUUUAUAUGAAAUUUAAUACCAUUUAAUCAAAAUUAUAAUCUCUAUCAAGAAAUGCUUUAAGAUUCUGUAUUUCUAGAAUCUCUGUAAAGUGGCAAAAAGUAUGCCACAUUAAAUAUUUAUUUUUUCUUUGUUCUUGGAACAGCUGUUUUUAAUUUAAAUCAAAAUCCCAAUUAACAGAAUUUUAAAAAAAUUUCAGGGAAGAUAUGGUCACAUUGAAGUUAGUGUAAUGAUUUAAAUGUUUAUAAACUAUUUCCUAAAUGGUAGACCAUAGAAACCAUUUUAAUUAUAUGAAGGUAAAAUCAGCCCAUUAUUUAGGUCAUUUAAACUCUUUGUUAUCUGUGAACAUUAUACCUACUGGAUUUCAUUUUAUGAAAUGGCACAGAUCUGUCUUUGCACUGAGUAUAUUUCUCACUUUCAUCUCCUCUGCCUUAGUCAUAAUGGCAACAGUACAAAAUACUCUUAUCAAACCUCAGAAUUUGUUAGAUUUAAUUAAGCUGUUGAAUAAGUCUUAAAAAAAAUCAUACUACUGUUAAAGUGGACCAAGUUUGUUGAAGCAGAAUGUGAUAGAGGAUGAUUAAGGAAGGAAGAGCUCAAGGACAUUGGGAAUGAUAACUUUUCCACUUGAGAAUUUUUUAUGUUUUACUGUAAUUUUGUUUUUGUUUUGUUAUUUUGCAAAAGAAAAUAGUAUUUACAAGUGGCUUCUUUUAAAAUAUAAAAAUAUAAAGCAGGAAUGUAUAUGAAAUGUCAGAUUCUAUUGUAUUUGCAGAGUAUUAGCUUUGAAAUUGAAUAAAGAGAGCUGUGUGUAGUUUUAAAAUGCCAUAUUAGUUUCAAUUAGAAAUUUCCUCUAUUUUUUGAUGUAUCUAGAGCUUUUUAAGUAUAGAAUUUAAAAUGGCAGGACUUUACAGUGUUUACAUGCAAGUGCAUUUUAUAAGUGUUCUAUAUGUGUAAAAUAGUAUUUUCAACUGGAAAGUACUGGCUUGAGCACAAGGCUUGGCCUUUUCCUGGUUCCCAUGAUGAUGCCUACACUGCUAGACUACAGUUUAGUACUGCUUUGUAUCAUGAGGCCAAGAAUUUCCGUGUUGUUUGUAAAUAGAAUAAUUGAAAAGCAAUAAAAAUUUUAUUGAACAAAAGAAA
Molecule: messenger RNA, 6760 nt
Organism: Monodelphis domestica (gray short-tailed opossum)
Lineage: Eukaryota; Metazoa; Chordata; Mammalia; Didelphimorphia; Didelphidae
Source: RefSeq, a predicted model, not a curated record